GGUGUUCUCCCUUCGCUGGAGCUGCGCCUCCACAAAAGCGGUGACAACUGGACAUCGACAAAAGCGAUCACCGCCCACAACCACAAUGCGCCGACUACUUAAACAAGCACCAGGAAAAUGAAUAUCCUCUGCAGGCUCAGAAAACUACUCAAACAUAAAACGCAACAUGGCGCUGGCAACAGAUACAGCUCCGAUGGCACAGCGCUGCGUUCGCGCACAUUUCGAUGAAGAUACCAUUACCGUCUACCAAGCAUAUAAUGCACAGAUCGCCGAAGCAGCAGUCUCCGCCCAGCGUCUUGACGCUUCACCUCUAUAUGCUCCAAAACGUGCGACAUGGAUCAAGCCUAGCUGGAACUGGAUGAUGUACCGCAGUGGUUACGCAUCCAAAGACAAAAAUCAAUCCCACAUUCUCGCUCUCAGAAUGAAACACGAGCACUUCAUCAAGCUCCUUGAACACGCUGUUAUUGCAUCCGCUCCCCAUGCGAAGGGCGAGAGUGUCAUUAUACAAUGGGAUCCCGAACGUGGCCCGAGACUCGAGAAGCUAGACUACAGAAGUAUCCAGAUUGGCAUUCCGGGUGCAGUGAGGGAACAGUGGAUCCGAGAAUGGAUCUCGGAAAUCGAAGAUGUCACUGAGCGUGCAGAGGAGAUGAAGAGAGUCUUGGAUCAGGAAGGAAAUGUCGAUGGCGGGGAAUUGCUCGCGAGAGGUUUGGUGCCGGAGGAGAGGAUCUAUGAGGUUCCGGAGCAUGUACAGGAGAGAAUUGUCAUGAGGCCAGAUUGAAGUUGCAGCGUGGUAGGAAAACAAGUUUCUAUGUGAACGCCUCUUUCUGUGUCAUAUUUGGCACUGCUUAGUCGCCCCAAACUGUUUGCAGAAGGCAGUCGUAUCUCUUAAAGGGCUGGCUGUACACUUUGGGUAGCCCAAGCUAAUGAGCAGAGAUCUGUAUCUGUUUUGAGCAAGCGAUGCUCGAGACGUCUGAGUGAAUGAUAAACG
Molecule: messenger RNA, 988 nt
Organism: Cercospora beticola
Lineage: Eukaryota; Fungi; Ascomycota; Dothideomycetes; Mycosphaerellales; Mycosphaerellaceae
Product: DUF4291 domain-containing protein
Source: RefSeq, a predicted model, not a curated record